Messenger RNA from Ctenocephalides felis (cat flea), 1242 nucleotides. RefSeq lists its product as uncharacterized. The transcript is spliced from 6 exons. Lineage: Eukaryota; Metazoa; Arthropoda; Insecta; Siphonaptera; Pulicidae. The record is from RefSeq and is a predicted model, not a curated record. Gene Ontology annotation, cellular component: ER to Golgi transport vesicle membrane; endoplasmic reticulum exit site. Bases 89 to 1078 code for a protein of 329 amino acids. Gene Ontology annotation, biological process: autophagy; COPII vesicle coat assembly; Golgi organization.
UUUGACCUACGGUCAAGGCGAUGGAGCUGAGACCGAGAACAGUUUUAACAAUUAUCAAAUUGGGAAUAAUGAUGGUUACGGGCAACAGAUGUACGGAACACAAGAGGGAAUGGGAGGUUAUGGACAACAAGAUGCUACUCAGAUUUUAGAUCAUCAAAAUACUACUGAACCGAUCAAUCAAACUUAUGCUUCUCCUACGGAACAGGAGUCUUAUUGGACUCACCAGCAGACUUAUCAGCUUGAUCAACCAACUCAGAGCAUGCCCCAAAUAUCGAUGCCAAACUCGUCCCCUGGUGCAGGAGCACCAAAGAAAAAUUUCAUGGACCAUGACCCCUUCACCGGAGAAGACUUUUCCUCAAAAAGUUCCAAAGUCGAAGAUUCCACUGACGGAAGUAAAAAAGACAGAAAGAUUUCCGACGGGAGCAAUUCUGGCGGCAAACAGACCGCCAGUGGCGGCGGAGGCUCUGGCUGGUUCGGGGGCAUCUGGAACAGACUGUCGAUGAAGCCGAAGAAUCAGAUGAUUUUGCCUGAUGAUAAAAACCCAGCGAUCGUUUGGGAUCCAGUGAAGAAAAAGUGGAUAAAUUCAGAAGGCGGUGAAGACGAAUCGAACGGGGACCUCAAACCGCCUCCGAAAUUGGCAGAUUUGAUGCCUUCUCCUCAACCUCAACCUCAACCUCAACCUCAACCUCAGUUGAAUGAACCUCAAAACUCGAUUCCUCAAAUUAAUUAUCCGCCUCAAUCACCUUUGAUGAUGAAUACUGGAAAUGGUAGCAACGGUGUUAAGGAAGAAGUGGUUAAGGCUGAGAACAAGACUCCUUCUUUGCAGUCGAACAUGUACAAGAUGCAGAGGAACAGGACUCUAAAAAAAUCCUACGUAGACGUAUUCAAUCCUGGAGGCGGUGCAGGUUCCACGAGCUCACCAAAUCCUGGACCAUCGCCUCCAAUGAUGCCUGCAGCAGGACCUGUACCUGCCGGAGGCUACUUUGUACCUUCUCCUAUACUGGCCUCGCCUCAGGAUAACAAUUCACAACAGGGAGGUGUUCCAACAUUUUACGAUCCAACAAAACAGUUUCACUGACAGACCAACAGGUAUUUUUCGGUUUUAAAUUUCAAUUUAUUUUGAACGGAUAGAAAGGGAAACAAAUACAAAACAUAUGCAUACGAUGGAGUGUUGUCGUGUGAGGAUAAUUUGUGAUUUGUACUGAAUAAGUAUUAGAUUGAUUACGUUGUAAUAUAAUACAC